ACGUCUGUAUUAGUUCGACACAUACUUGAGUUAUUAUAAAAUGUAUUCAUGUACAGUAGGUCGCAUGGCUGAUUAAUGCACGAAGGCUCACUUUUACUUCUAAUAAUCUCGGAUCGAGAAUAUCAACUCACAACGUGGUAAAAAGUUUAUAAAAUCUGAUUUGAUAGCAAAGACAGGACAACAUUCUAACUUGACGGUUUUCUUUUUCUUUUCAUCCGGCAUUCGGAACAUGUGUGCUUACACAGCGUGCACUCAUCCAUCUUUAGCUUGUUACAGGGUCAUAAAUAUUGACGGGGGAUUUCGCAUCCAUGUUGAGGAGUUCAUGAUGGCUGACACAAUAUGCAACGACACCUUCUACUUUGAAGAUAACAUUGACGGGGAUUCCUUCACUGACUCUGCUCGCUGCCUCACAUACAAGCUCCAGUGCAAGGACAACAAAUAUCUGUUUCUUAAUUCUGAUGGAGAGUUCCGGCUUCAGCACAUGACCAUACAGGAGCAGUGUCAGCUUGACUGCAGAUUCAACAUACAUUUGUACAGUGACUCAUCCAGAGAUCAGAAGCAGGGAAUCGCAGUCAUACUCUACAUGAAGAAGGAUGGCCGGAAGCUGGUGGUCUGCUGCAGGAGGAACAAUGAAAUCUAUUCUGAGGCCAUGGAACUGCCGUACAAAAUCGAAGACAAGGCCCACAAGGCCUUGUUCUACCUGACCAAACUCACACAUGACAAGUUCAUGUUUGAGUCAUCUGUGUUCCCUUCCACAUUCCUGGGAUUCGAGCCAGUGAAGGAUAAUCCCUCACUGAAGAAACCGGUGUUGCAUGAAAAAGGUUUUGAUGGAGUGGGCGAGGACUCAGAGGUCAUUUUAUCCAAAUGUCAUUGAUGGGAUGGAGAGAAGCCAGAAAAGGAAACCCAACUUCUAACAUCCCUGACAUCUUUUUAUGUUUUUUUUUUUUUUUUUUUUACAUUUAUUGGAAUACUGUUAUCUGAUAGAGAUGUAGACAGUUGGUACAACUUGUUUACUGUGGUCAAGGUGUGAGAGAAAACACAAGUGUCAUAAUGGUCACUAUUUACUGUUCAAAUGCAUUGCAACACAAAUUAGGAACAAGUUCUAGAUUAAACUAAAUGAGUGAUGAGGUUAUUUAUUGCUAAAAAUGCAUUUUUAAAAAGAAAAUAUUUUUAAAAGUUGGUAAAGACCUAGUAUGUAUGUAAAGUAACUGCUACUUAUUGUCAUAUCAGUUUUUUUUCUCUUUGGGUAAACUAAAAAAACUACAGCGUUAAAGUAAGGCAUUACCAUUUUUAAUGUUUCACCUUUAUUUAUUUUUUAUAAGCUCUUUGAAAAUAAUGUGCAUCUCCAUGAAUGUCUCUCUUCUAUAAUUAUGCAUCUGUUUGAGUAAGCCACAUUUAAAUGAUUUUUAAAUGAUGAAAGU
Molecule: messenger RNA, 1421 nt
Organism: Cynoglossus semilaevis (tongue sole)
Lineage: Eukaryota; Metazoa; Chordata; Actinopteri; Pleuronectiformes; Cynoglossidae
Exons: 5
Coding region: 230-874 (214 amino acids)
Biological process (GO): cytokine-mediated signaling pathway; positive regulation of gene expression; immune response
Molecular function (GO): cytokine activity
Source: RefSeq, a predicted model, not a curated record